Molecule: messenger RNA, 742 nt
Organism: Lytechinus variegatus (green sea urchin)
Lineage: Eukaryota; Metazoa; Echinodermata; Echinoidea; Temnopleuroida; Toxopneustidae
Product: leptin receptor gene-related protein-like
Exons: 5
Coding region: 18-443 (141 amino acids)
Biological process (GO): late endosome to vacuole transport via multivesicular body sorting pathway
Cellular component (GO): endosome
Source: RefSeq, a predicted model, not a curated record
UCCUCAUCAAACUUGCAAUGGACUGCAAUUCAAAUUCUGGGCAAAUCACAGGCUUAGUGGGUUUAGCCUUCUCAGCCUCCAUGGGAAUUCUAAUGAUUGUACUUGCAUGUGCAAUCCCUGGUUUUGGACAAGUAUGGUGGCCGAUGUUUGUCCUGGUGUUCUACAUCCUUUGUCCAGUCCCAAUGUUGAUCAGCAAGCGAUUAGCCACGUCAGACAACAUGGACGCUACUAGUAGUGCUCUGCAAGAGCUUUGUAUCUUCUUAACCUCCGGCAUAGUGCUGUCAGCGUAUGGCUUACCAAUGGUUCUAAUGCAUGUUGGAACGUUAACAUACCAAGCCCUUCUCCUUGUGCUGUUUGGAAACACGUGGAGCUUCAUCACAAUCCUCAUCUUCUUCAGAAUAUUCCGACAAGACGAUGAUUUUGAGUUCCAGUCAUUGAUAUAGAUCCAUGGGCAUUCGUUGACUGUAGGUAGGAAAGGAUUUUGUGUUCGGCGUCCCCAGGCCCCGAAGCUUAACCUGAAAUGCCAUAUACUGUAUUCUCUUUAACAAAAUGGAAAACUGUGUGUGUACAUGUAUGUUAACAUGGAACAAGCUUUCAGAAAAUUCUAUGAUUUUUUGUGCAAUUCUGCCCUCUGUUUAUAUCAUGGGUGGAAAUCCCAGGGGGGACGUGCCCCCCUACUCAAAAUAGCAGGGGGGACACAAUAUCAAAUGUCCCACUUUACUAUUUGUGGUCUUUAUGAUGG